Messenger RNA from Periconia digitata, 2932 nucleotides. NCBI's taxonomy places the organism in Eukaryota, Fungi, Ascomycota, Dothideomycetes, Pleosporales, Periconiaceae. The record is from the annotation of a GenBank genome assembly.
AUGCUGUCGAGAUCACUACCUUGCACUCUGCUUUUACAAAUAUUGAUUAAAGGAAAGUGUCAACAGGAAGGGGACUACCUGCCCGCGACAUGCAAUCUUACUGCCCAAAUAGAGCAUCACAGCUAUGACUCUGCGCGCAACCGUCGCACACAAUGUAAUCAGGUAGUACAAGAGCAUCGACAUCUGGGAGUCAUCAGCUAUCACGCGCUAUUGGAAAAGCCUAUGCAUUUACCACCUCGUACGCACAUUGUGGAUCAACUUCUAGGACUUCUCCUCCCUCCGGCGAUACAUACCACUAGACAAGUACCAUUCAUUACAUUCUUCUGCCAAGCCAACCUCUACCACUGCUACACCAUGCGAGCACACCACCCCUCAAACCCGCCCCUCAAACUCCCAUCCACUCAUAACCCAUCCCAACACACCGCACAGUCCCUUUCCAACACCCCUUUUUCUAAAAAAGAAAAAAUGGGAGUAAAACGAAAGGCAAAACCUCACAAUCCUCGCCCUCCAUUCUCUUCUUCCCUCAACAUCAAUACCAAUGCCAAUAAUGAAGAGGAAGAAGAAGACACAUUCCAGUCCAUGCCACUAACCUCCUUUAACAUCCAUUCGCCUCCCCGUAAAUGGGGUUUUUCAAAGCAUCAACGAGUCACUGCUGCUAUCCUCAAAGUCCAGAAAGAAGGACUCGUGAGGGGUGGAAAGAUGUGGGAUGUGGGUGAGUUGAGGGUUUUUGAGGUGCUUGGAGUGAGCGAGAUGCUUAGGCGGCAGGAGGGAGAGGCGAAAAGGGGAAUUGGAGGGACGAAAUAUAGGACCAAGUGGAGGAAGGGGAAACGAGAGGAGAAGACUGCCGACAAACGUCCCACCGAUUACUCAAUAACCGACUCCAAGAGAAGCACGUCCAAUGCCAACAACCCAACGUUCAUCGCACAGGCUGCGAAGAACAAACACUCCGGGAAGAGUGGCAACGACGAGAAGGAUAUCAACAGACGUCGGGUCCAUGAACCCGAUCCUCUGCGGAAUAGUCAUCUUCCCUCGUUUAACGAUGAGAGGAAAAGAACAGAUGCUAUUAUUCACGAAAACCAGCGAUUUAUGAGGACGGCGAUGAAUAGUGAUGCGGUGAAGAGGGGGAGGGGAAUGCGUGAGAAUGGAGUUCAUAGUAAGCAUUCCAAGACAGAAGGAGGUUAUAAAGAUGGUGCUGUCAUACAGAAAUCUGGCUCUAGUAGUGUGGCGGGGCGAAAGGGACACUCCUGCCCUCAUCCUUCAUCUGGAGAAGGAAGACUUAAGAGUGGACAUGGAGAUGUUCUGCAUCCACUGGGAAUGCGAGAACUCGUGGGUAGGACACAGAGAUCUACUCCACAUCGUAACAGCACCGCAUUUAACCUCGAUCCCAACAGUAGAUCCAUACAGUACAAGCCAUCUCACCACCAGCCUCGAGCUCUCCCUCAAUCCCCUCAACCCCCUUAUACAGCUCACCACAUCCCCUCGACCCCCCGGCCAAUACACAUCAACCCAGCUAAGCCUCAAAACACCACCGCAUCCUACCUCCCAACUCGCCCAUCCACAAGCACAGGACACCACCAAACGACACCUCCAUACAAUUCCAUUCAUCGCCGACAGUCCCAGCCACCACAUUACCGCACACAAAAGAAUACCCAGCCUAUCAUCUCGAUGCCAAAACCACAAUUCCACCCUUCCUCCCGAAACGCAGCAGCGCCGUAUAAACGAUGGCAAAAACCUCCUUCUCCGGUACAACAACAUCACCAUACGAAAGUGCAUACGACCAACACGGGCUUUAAAGUGCCUCCUUUCCCACCUCCUCUUUCUUCGUCUCCCGCAUUAUUAUCGCAGUUGAAGAAACAGCGACAUCGCUUCAGUAUAAUUCCUUCCCACCGCGAGAUUGCGGCCAAGAAGGGGGGAAUAGAUUCACCGGAUCCACAUCAAACACCUCAAAGCUUUCCUCCCGCACAAAAAUCUUUAUACCCAAAAGCCGCCGUACAUACGAUUGGCACUUCCCUUCCAGUCCCCCCUCCACCUCCACCUCCACCUGCUUUCCAUACGCUACCACGGCAAGAAAACCAGCGACAGAACAGAUCCAAAAUAACCCCUUCUACUCUGAAAAACAAGCAAAGCAAACACACAAACCCGCGCAGCGAAACCGCAACAAAAAAGAAGCAGCAGCAGAGAUCAACCCCUACAAACACCUACACACCCCAUCGAACCUACUCGAAACGGCAAAAACGCCACUGGCUACAUCAAGGGAAAAAGAGUACCACUGGAAGUAGCAAGGACAUACAUGCAACCAGCAACGACGAGAUCCUCCCGCCUCCGCCUCCGCCUCCGCCCCCACCACCAAUCGCACUGAUUCUAUCAAUGGGCGCAGCGCAAGGGAAGAAGGAGCGCAGAGAUGGAAAGAGAUCGAUCAUGCGCCGCCCAUCGAAUAUUCCUCACGAGACAAAGCAGAAGAAGAACAAGAACAAGAACAAGAACACGAAAAAGGACAAAAAGAAGAAAGAGGAUUACGCACCUCCUCCACCUCCACCACCAAUCCCCCCACCAACCCCAUCAAACCCCCAUCUCAAAAAUCAAAGGAAUAGAAUGAGUUUGCUUGCCCGCCGCGCGGUCCCAUCUACACUCAUCCCCAACGCGAUAUCGAUAUCGCAGGAGGAGGAUGGAGUGCUGCUUACUCCUCCUCUUCCUCCCAUUACUGAAAAUACUCUUCUUCCUGCCGCUGGUAAUACUGAUACUUCAGAUGCUGAUGCGUUGGAACGACCGGGCGGAUUUGGAACGGCUGCUGCGGUGAAGCCGGGGAGGGUUAAGAGGGUUGUUAGUAUGGUUGCGGAGUUGAGGGCGUUUUGGGGGGAGAGGGAGGGUAAAGGUGGGUAGGGUAGUGUUAUAUAUAUACGUGUCUGUGUGUUGGACCUGGGCAAAUGAGCGU